CCACCGCCAUUCGUCACCCAUUCUUAGUUCGUUCAUGCUUGCACAAAAACAUGAAUAAAACCAAAAUGCGUGAAACAGCUACUAGUGUCGCAUUUUUUUCUGAAAUCAGAAAAGUCCGUUGAGCUGUGUCGUGCAAAAUAUAAAAUUUGAACAAUUACAAAUAAAGCAUUCUCCCCACUCGGUCGUCGGUCGUGGGUGGCGCAUACAAUUCGUUUCUGUGGCCAAUUAAAUUGCAAACGCCGAGAGAAAUCGACUGCUAAAACUAAAGAAAUACUUAAUAAAGUGACUAAAACAUAAGAAAUCCCAGCGAGUCCGGGGUUUUGUUGCUGCUGCUCGUAGCGACAACGUUACCGCCCACAAAACGGGAGUAUUGUGUGAACAUUGUUCGUGUUUCGUCUCUCUUUCAAAUACAAGUGUUGGCCUUUCGUGCAGACGACUGACUUUUAGUGGGGCCUGAUAAUGCGGUUGGUAGCCCAGCAGCAGCACCGCCAAAACCAACACCACCCCACGUCAACCCUGAAAAUCGCAAGCAUGUAAGCAGCCGGAAAACAGGGAAAAACGCUGAUAAGAAAACUAAAGAAUAUAAAAAAAGAUAAAACAAAUAAACUAAAAAAGCAAAGCAAACUCAAAACUCACCAAAAACACACACAGAGUAAUCGUGAAAAGUUUCCGAGUGAAAAAACACAUAGGGGAAAACAGUUUUAGAGGAAAAACCCCAAGGGCCAAGUGCAGAGGCGGUGCCUGGCAACCGCCUUAAAGGUUUUCAACCAUUUGGAGACGCAGCAGUGAAAGGCCACGGAUUAUUGGAAGGGAACUGAAUGACACUACUCGGGCCUAGCGCCCCUGGCAUGGCCUUUAUGAUGAAAAAGAAGAAGUACAAGUUCAAUGUGGAAGUGCAGCUGCAGGAUUUAGUUGAGGUUGCCCUCGUCAACGAGGUGCUUUUUGCAAAGAUACGUCUACUGGAUGGCGGUUCAUUUCAGGAGUACAGCAGUCGAGAGGAAGUGAAAAAUCAUCGCGUGGAAUGGAAUCGCAGCUUUGAGUUUCCCUGCAAAAUGAGCGCAAAUGCCUCGACGGGUGUACUGGAUCCGUGCUUUUUGCGCAUCUCCAUACGAAAGGAGAUGAAAGGCGGUCGCAGUUACUAUAAGUUAGGUUUUAUCGACCUCAAUCUUGCCGAAUUUGCUGGCGCUGGCCUCACAUCGCGUCGCUUUCUCCUCGAGGGCUAUGAUUCGCGUCAUCGUCUCGACAAUUCCAUGCUAAGAGUAAGCAUCAAAAUGCAUAUGCUAAGCGGUGAUAUACUCUUCAAGGCACCCACCCCGAGUCUAAAAAGCAAACAGACGAAGCCCUCCAUGGAUGAUCUAACGAAUGCCGCCACUGGAGUGGGUCUGCAAACGCCUACUGCUACGGCGUUGCCCAGCAUCGGCAGUGGGAGUGGCGGCAAUGCCAUUCCCCUGGGCGGCAGUGGUGCCACACUGGGUGGAGUUUCCAGCAAUCAGUCGCUGCCUGGAACGCGACCCGUGUCGGGCACAAAGGAGGAGGAGCUCGACCCGCAAGCUCUGAUAGCGGCCAUUGUGACGGACUCUGGCCUGUCGGAGUCCUCGGAGUCGGCGGUGACGCUUACCACGGAUAAUCUGCAGCAGCAUGCCGCUGCGGCUGCCUCCAAUGCCAUCACACCGUUGCCACAUGCCCUCACAGGACUGGGGAUCAUUGGUAGCAAUAAUUAUGGCACCACAGGAGUCUCGGGAGUAGGCGGUGGCGUCGGCAGCGGUGUCGGCGGCGGUAAUGCAGUCAACACUGCCGCCCUAAUGGAAAUGGGUCAUUCGAGGAAUUCCAGUAAUACUAGUCAAAUGUCAAAGGGUUCGGGUUAUAGUAGUUUUUCGCACAGUCAACAUUCGAGGCAAAGUUCCGAGGGCGAUUCGGGGCAUGCUAGUCGUUUUAGAAAAUCCGUUUCUCUACUCAAUAGACUCAAUCAGAGGGCAAUAAAUGCCAUGAAAUUGAAUAUACCACAUGGUCGGAAAUGUCACGAAAAGGAGAAGCAGCAGCAGCAGCAGAAGGAGCAACAACCAAAAGUAUUGGGCCUUGUGGCUCCAGUCAGCCAUCAGCAUGUGCACCACAGCACGACCCACCUGAGCCUCACCACCACCAUUGAGUAUGUGAGCGAGGAGCAGUUGUAUUCGACACCAAAUGCCACCAUGAGCACUGGCAAUACUCUGCAAUUUGAGGACUUUCACACACCAAUGGCCGAGGUGCCGACUGUGGAGCCACAGUUCCUGCCGGUAGCGACGACCACAACACAGUAUUACGACAGCGGCGAGGCCAGCGACACGGAUGAGUACAUGAAUGAGGACUCGGGUGACAAUGAUUCGGGCCUGGAGGAGAACUACCACACUCCGCGAGUGGCCAAGAUCAAGUCCAUGGAAAAUCUGUCGAUAUUGGAAAUGGAGUUCCACAAGGCCUCGAUGGAACUGGAUCGGAACUCACCGCGACGGCUCAAGCAGUUGGCGGAGCACGCCAAGAUACCCAAGAUGAAGUCGCUGAAUAAUCUUUGCUUCGACGACUACUCGGAGCAGGAUGUGCGCGAAGAGUUCCAGCGUAUCCAUGAUCAGUCGCUGGAGGAGCGACUGCGCUUCCAGCAGCAUCACCAUUUCGGUACGGGGCUGCGCAAGAACUCCACCACCUCGAAUGGAUCCUCGGGGAAGCUGUAUGUGAAGCAUCAGACGCACCUGAACCAUCACAUCAAGGUGGGCAAUGCCAAGUUCAUCGGACAGGAUGGCAAUGAUAGUCCACAGAGUCCGCAUUAUCCCAUACAGAAGAUGCGAUCGAUGGGCACCAUUCCAGAUGUUGUAAGCGAACGCAUCGAAGCGGAUCCUUUCCUCACGCCCACCACUGAAAGAAAACCCAGCUUCCCGCGCCUGAUCCAAUCGGCCGAGAAGCCAGCCCUGGGCUCUAGCUAUGUGAAUCGGCUGCUCAACUACGACGUGGUGGACUCCCCAGCGGAACUGUUGGCCAACUCGGUGUCCUUUAUGUCGCGCACACCCUUCGAGCGGGCCUAUCGGCGUAACAUACUGCAGGGCACUUCCUCGACCCCGCUGGCCACACAGGAGACCUACAUCGUUCGGCCACAUUCCACGAAUGCUGCCUAUGAGCUAAUGAGAAGCUUCAGUGGAGUUCCUCGUCGCCUCUUCGAUGGCAACAACAGCAACAGCAGCAGUGGAGGCGGCGGCGGUGGUAACAAUUGCCAGAACAGCAACAACAUUGCCACCAUUUCUGGGAGCGGCAGCAACAGGCAGCAGCAGCAGCAGCAGGCUGGCGGCAAUACUAGCACUUGCUAUGUCCUGGGCUCCAAUUGUUCACCGUGUGGCACACUGGCAAGCAUACAUUCCAAUCACUCGGCAUCCUCGUCGAAUGGCAGCAACAGCAACAGCAGCAGCAGCGGCGCAGUCAUCACUUUCCAGUGCAACUCGAGCUGCGGCCAGGACACUGUGGACGGCCCGGCAUCCUACUCCCCACAGCAGCAGCAGCAGCACCAACAGAUGAGCGUGGGAUCCCCCAAUGGCCAUGGCAGUAGUCCGCGGCUGGGCAACGUCAUGUCUGGGGAUGCACUCAGUUCGUUGGCCGCCAGUCCCACAGAUGCGUGCAGCAUACGCUCCAAUCCAUCGGCGGCCUCGCUGCUGCUAUCCACCUCUGCGGCGGCUGCCGAGGCCUCCGCCAUGGCCUCGGCCACCACGAUGUCUAUGUCGGGCGCAACGCUAUCGCCGCUGGCCACCACACAGAUAAUACGCCGCCCCAGCAUCACCAUGAUGAAUCCCAGUUCCGGCUCGUUAGUUAUAAGUGAAACAGGAUCUCUAGAUCGCUCGAAAAGUAGCGGCGAGAAGCGCAAAAAGGGGGCACUGGAUGAUGGGCCCCGCGUUUCGGAUCGUGUGGAGGAGACGCGCGUAAAUCCCGACUCAUUGAUCGAUGAGAUAUUGAAGGAUACAAAACUGGAUCAGCUGGAGGAGUCGGCAGAGACUUCUGGCCUUCAGCUGUACAUUGCGCGGGAUGGCACCGCCUCACUGGGCGGACACGAGGUGAAGUCCAGUGUCCGGGCGGGUGCCCUCAAGCAGGUGGUCAUGCAGGAUAGAAGAUAGUAGCGUCCCUGUUUUGUAAAAUGUAUUAGAAGACUAACUAAGCAAGCAGAAAGUAAACCAUAACUAAAUGUACUAGGCUAAGAAGUGUGCAAAAAUACGUUUACUUGCAACCUAAAAGUGAGAAUAAUAUGUAUGCAAUAUAUACGCUAUAUAUAUGUGGGUAUAUGAUAAAUGUUUAUGUCAUGUCAAAACACUACACUACACUACUAUUGAAUGUAAUUAUCUAUAGCCAUAUAUGUAUGCCCAUAUAUACAAUACGAUACGAUACAAGUGGAGUGUCCAGUCACUCCCCUUCAACCCACGUUUCAAAAAGUUGUUGUGGCAGAAUUAGGAAAAACCAAAAAUCAAAUCAAAUGCAACAGCUGCUUGCAAUUUACAUAUACAACAAAAAUACAAUUAUAUGCAUUCAGAAUUAUUCACGUAGAGAAGAGAAUCUAAAAUCAAAUUUAUUAAUUUGCUAAAAUUUUGAAUUCAACUUUUGAUUUAUUGCUUCCAUAAGAGAGACAUCCAGUCUCGCUAUAAGAAAAUAUUCAAAUACAACAAAAUGCAAAUCGUAAAUUGCUAAAAACAAAACAAAAAUCAUACAAUACAUGCCAUACCCAAACACAUACAAUCAUAAUAUUGAAAUACCUUCAACAUGUAAUCCACAAAUUGUAAUAAUCAUCGAAUCAAUCAAAAUGGUAAUAGUUUUCCAGUUGAAAGUUUCACGAAUGUAAUUAGCAUUUUGCUUUGACAAUAUUCACACACAGAAACACAUACAUACAUAUGUAUGUACAUGUAUGUAUUUUAUUUCACUAUUAUUCACAAAGUUUUACCUUCACACACCAACCCCCAAAAUAUGUAAUUGUUGUACAUUUGCUAACUGGUAUUCUUAGCGUGUAGUUAGCAUUUUAAAUCAAGCAAAUUGCAAGCAAAUUCAUUGAAUCCCCGUGAGCAAAACAACAAAACAAAAAACAGCAAAACCCAUAAAGGAAAACAAAAAUGCAAUUAGUUAUUAGCCUGUAGUUUAUGUUGGAUACGAAAAUAAUGUCUGUGUAAAAUUGCUUUAGUUAUUUUUUGAUAAUUUGUAAAAAGAGAUAUCGAAACGCUCGACAGUUAGUUUUUUAAAUUGUACAAA
Molecule: messenger RNA, 5241 nt
Organism: Drosophila guanche
Lineage: Eukaryota; Metazoa; Arthropoda; Insecta; Diptera; Drosophilidae
Product: protein FAM102A
Exons: 12
Coding region: 819-4124 (1101 amino acids)
Source: RefSeq, a predicted model, not a curated record